UCUCAACACCUAAAACCGCGCACAGCACUGCCCUCUCUCUCUCUCUCUCUCUCUCUCUCACACCGUGAGAGCCGCAAUUCAGUUCUCUCCCGCACAAACUUCCAGCCUCCAUUCGUCAGUCCUCUGUCUCUCCCUGAUUCUUUAAAUAUACUGCCCGAGUUCCCCCCCUCGAAUCCCAAGAAAGGACAGUCCGGUCUGUGAUCUGGUCCCGGAGAGACAGAGAUGGGCGCGUUAAUGUUGAUGAUGAUGAUGAUGAUGGCGACGGCGAUGGCGAAGCUGUGCGAUGGAGCGGUGUACAAGGUCGGGGACACGGCGGGUUGGACCACCAUCGGCAAUGUCGACUACAAGCAGUGGUCUGCCACCAAGACCUUCCAGCUCGGUGAUACCAUCCUUUUUCAGUACAGUGCCCAAUUUCACAACGUGAUGCACGUCACACAUGCCGAGUUCAGGGCGUGCAACACGACGUCUCCCAAGGCGACCUACACGACCGGCAAUGACUCGAUCACCCUCACCAAUCGCGGCCACCACUACUUCUUCUGUGGUGUCCCGGGUCAUUGCCAAGCCGGUCAGAAGGUCGACAUCAACGUGCUUCGUAAACCCGUCAGUGCACAGACCCCUUCGCCUUCGGCUGUUCCUACUCCAGGCAUCCAGGGGCCUUCUCCGAAUAACGGCCAUCUGCCUCGCGCUUUGAAGGGCUCUUUUGCCAAGCUCGGAUUGCUCACGGUGGUUCUUGCGGUUUGCUGUUAAAGCUGUUAUUGCUUCUGAGUCACCUUGUAUUUUGGUAUAUACAUUGAGCUCCAGCAGUCUUAAACUGAAUCCGGCUAGAAAUUUCCAGAUUAUACACAGAUCCACUGUAUAAUUUUGUUAUGUUCAGAUUGCUUUCCUUUGUAUUACACAUCUCUUUUGUUUAUGUCUGUUGUGCACCAUAAGAA
Molecule: messenger RNA, 932 nt
Organism: Eucalyptus grandis
Lineage: Eukaryota; Viridiplantae; Streptophyta; Magnoliopsida; Myrtales; Myrtaceae
Product: mavicyanin
Exons: 2
Coding region: 223-747 (174 amino acids)
Cellular component (GO): plasma membrane
Molecular function (GO): electron transfer activity
Source: RefSeq, a predicted model, not a curated record